AUGCAGCUCAUGGAGAAAGGAGAUGUGGAAAAUCAAACAGAUGUGACAGAAUUCAUCCUCCUGGGGCUUGGGGAUCUCCCUGAACUGCAGAUCCCUCUCUUUCUGGUUUUCCUAGUGAUCUAUAUUGUGACCAUGGCAGGGAACUUCCUCAUCAUUGCUCUAGUUGUGACUGAUCAGCACCUUCACACCCCCAUGUACUUCUUCCUGGGGAACUUGUCCUGCCUGGAGACCUGCUACACUUCUGCCUUCCUGCCCAGGAUGCUGGCCAGUCUCCUGACUGGGGACAGAACCAUUUCUGUGGGGGGCUGCAAGACACAGUUUUUUUUCUUUUGUUUUCUAGCAACUACAGAGUGUUAUCUCCUGGCAGUGAUGUCUUAUGAUCGAUAUUUAGCCAUAUGCAAACCACUGCACUAUGGAACCUGUAUGAAUGGCAAGUUGUGCCUCCAGCUAGCAGCUGGGUGUUGGAUAAGUGGAUUUCUACCUUGUACAAUAGUGAUGUGUUUUAUGUCACAAUUAAUUUUCUGUGGCCCCAAUGUAAUGGACCAUUUCUUUUGUGAUCUCACCCCAAUGCUAAAGCUCUCCUGCAGUGACACCAGCCAGAUUAUGCUGGUUCUUUACAUAUUUUCCUUCCCAGAUGCAGUUUCCCCAUUUCUAUUAACCUUGACAUCCUAUGUUUGUAUCGUUAGCACCAUCCUGAGAAUCCCUUCCACCACCGGGAGGCAAAAGGCCUUUUCCACUUGCUUCUCUCACCUCAUCGUGGUAACACUUUUCUAUGGGACCAUAAUGAUUGUCUACACGCUACCGAAAUCCAGCAACCUGAGAGCCCUGAACAAAGUGUUCUCUGUCUGCUACACAGUCCUGACUCCCCUGGCCAAUCCCCUCAUCUACAGCCUGAGAAACAGAGAGGUCAAGGAGGCCCUGAGAAAAGCUGUCAGGAAAUGUCUGGCCCUCACAAAGAAGUCAGACUAGUUGAAUGAAAUGGGGAUCAAUCAAUCUGGUUUCUAUUGUGAAAGAAGGAGGGUCUUAGUGGGCCCUGAUACAGAAAUGCAGUAUACAAGAGAUGUGUGUGCUUGUGCACACACACACACACACAUAUAUAUAUAAAUUUAAGAGUGAUACAGAUGGUUGGAAUUUUGCAGGGGGAGGAGGGGAGAGAAGAUUUUGACUUUUCAUCAAAAUAACUGAAAUCUGAAAAAUGAAAAAAAAAAUUGCUUUUUGGCAACUGACAUCUGAAAACCUUCAGAUGGAAACUGUAAAAAAUAAAAAUAAAAAAAAAGUCAUGCACUGUUGUGGUUGUGUUGGUCCCAGAAUA
Chelonia mydas (Green sea turtle) is the source of this 1312-nucleotide messenger RNA. RefSeq names its product olfactory receptor 5B21-like. Bases 1 to 969 code for a protein of 322 amino acids. The transcript has a single exon. Gene Ontology annotation, molecular function: olfactory receptor activity; G protein-coupled receptor activity. Lineage: Eukaryota; Metazoa; Chordata; Testudines; Cheloniidae. The record is from RefSeq and is a predicted model, not a curated record. Gene Ontology annotation, biological process: G protein-coupled receptor signaling pathway. Gene Ontology annotation, cellular component: membrane.